CUCCUCCACUCCUAUCCCCCCUCUCCGUUUCCCCUCCCAACCGCAGGCGGCGGCGGCGGCGCACCAAGCCAGCGACCCCAACCCCACCUCCCUCCACCGGCCCUCGUCCUGCUUCGGCCGGUCAAGGGGCGCCCGCUCCCGCCUCCCUCCCUCCCUCCUCCUGCGGCCGGUCGCGGCGGCAUGCUGGCGUGAAUCGAGCGGCGCGGCCUGAGACGAAGGCGAGGGGCGAGCACGAAGAGCGACCGCGGCGGCGAGCUGUGGUACCGCGUCGUCGACGGAUCCCCUCCUCCCCGCCCCGGCCAAUCCCAAGCUCUGAAAAGAGGCUGCACAAUGGAGUUAUCAAAGCAGGGCCAGGAACCCAUGUCAGCUAGCAUGGGAUCUCAAGCACUCCCCUCUUCAAAUAUCCAACCUACUCAGACCGGGUAUCCCACUGCAUUCUAUCCUCCCCUAUCUGCUGGCUGGGGUGCACAGCCAAUGUUCUCUACGGGAGCUUCGGUACCUGUCAGUUCAUAUUAUAUUGUCCCUAUGAGUCAACAAGCUGCCCAAGCUGGUGCUUCCAGGCCAGAGACUUCACAUCCUAUAUCUGUAAGCAGAGUAUCAUUGAGGCCGCCGCAGCAGGUGCUGAAUGUUCAAACAUCUUUGCCAGCAAUGACUGGAUCACAGCUGUCGCCAUCUGUUGCGGGAAAGAAAAGUGUUGCUUCUCCAAAGGUUCAGAUGAUGAAAUCUGCAUUAUCUACCAAGCGUCCUGCACAGAAAGAACUACCAUCAAAGGCUCAGCCUCAGCAGUUUGAAUCUGUGAGAUCAAAGUUCAGGGAGUCACUUUCUGCUGCACUCGUAAUGGAUUCUGACCAGCAGGAUAAGAAACAAUCUGCACAGAACCUUCAGUCUGAUGGGUCAGCAGACCAGAAGAAGGUGGAGGGAGAUGAAGUGCAGGAUACAGUGAUGACCACAUCCAAGGAUGCGAGUACAACCAAUUCAGAGGCAGACAAUGCUGAUGUUGCUAAGAAAUGCGAGGGAGAUAAGAAGUUAGGCUGUGGCAUAGCAUCAGACAUGAUCACAAGCACAAAUGAUGAUAAACAGCAACAACUAAAGCACCUUCCUUCAGAAGAUGAAGUAUUAGGCCAAAGUAUGGUUGUCACAGAUGAACUCUUGCAAGGUCAUGGCCUUUGUUGGGUUUCUGAUUUUGCUGCUGGGAUGCCUGAACCUGUGACACAACCUAAUUUGAAGAGGGACAGGGCUUCUGAUAUUGAGCCUGGGGUUACAGGCAAUUUGACAGAGUCUGAAUCAAAAAGAAUAAAGUCUACAGACAAGGCAGCAACAGAUAAGGCUAGUAUGAUCCAGAAGGCUGAAAGCUUGGCAUUUAGAAUUGAAGAGGAACUCUUUAAACUGUUUGGUGGAGUGAACAAGAAGUACAAGGAGAGAGGCAGAUCUCUUCUGUUUAAUCUAAAAGAUAAAGGCAACCCUGAGUUAAGGUCGAGGGUCAUAUCUGGAGAACUUGCACCCGAUCGCCUUUGUUCAAUGACUGCGGAGGAACUUGCUUCCAAAGAGCUCUCAGAGUGGCGGUUGGCUAAAGCCGAAGAACAUGAAAAAAUGGUUGUCCUUCCUAACACUGAAGUUGAUGUCAGGCGUUUAGUGAGGAAAACACACAAAGGAGAGUUCCAAGUUGAAAUAGAAGAAACUGAUGGUAUUUCAGUGGAGGUUGAGCUUGGGGGUAAUGUUCUAUCUCAUGUUCCACCAAAAGCUGUUGAAAGUGAAACAAAAACCAAUGAUGAAACAAGUAUGGAUGAUAAAACUGGUGUAGAAGUUAAGGACAAGGGUUCUGAUGGCAUGUCACAAGAUGAGGAUGGUGGGACAGGUGACAAUGAUUCAUCAGGCAAUGUUGAAUAUAUUGAAAAUGAGAAAGCAGAUCUUAUUGAUGAACUUAUGGUCGAUGACUUGAAAGACGCAGAGAAUCUUCCACCAAUUCCUUCGCUAGAUGAAUUCAUGCUGGGGUUAGAUUCUGAACCACCUUUUGAAAAUUUAUCAGCUGGGACACCGCAAAAAGAUCUCAGUGAUUCUGAUGAACCUAGCUCCACCUUAGAAUCUGAGAAACUUCCUGAGACAGAAGAUAAGCAGUCUGCACAAAAGAAGGCCAGAUCUGAAUCAGAUGUGCCGGCUUUACAGGGUAAAUCGGAGUCCAAGUCAGAAUCACCCAAACAGAAGUCAGAAUCACCCAAGCAGAAGGUUGGUUCAGAGUUGGUUCCUGAUGUGCCGCGCGAUGGAGAGUUAAUCAAAUCCUCCCCUGAGAAAGUCGAAUCUAAAGAACCUGCUGCUGCUAGUGCUAAUAUGUCGAAUCCUGUUUCGACUGUGAACCAUAAGACAACUGCUGGUCCUAUGAUUCGUGAGAGUAUAUGGGAGGGUGCGAUUCAGCUUACUCUAUCGUCACUCACGAAUGUUGUUGCCAUUUUCAAAAGUGGUGAAAAGCCAUCUGGGAAAGAAUGGAGUAGCUUAAUUGAAAUCAAGGGGAGAGUUAAACUUAGUGCUUUUCAAGAUUUUCUCGAACAACUUCCCAAAUCUAGGAGCCGCGCUAUAAUGGUAACGGAGCUGUGCUGGAAGGAGGGUUCGUCGGAGAGUGGCCGCCAACAACUCUCGCAGACAAUUGAUUCAUAUAUUGCAGAUGAGAGAGUGGGACUAGCUGAGCCUGCAGAUGGACUGGAGCUGUACCUGUGCCCUCCUCAAGGGAAAACUGUGGAGAUUCUCUCCCAGCACCUGCCAAAGGAGCACUUGGGUGGUCUCGCUGUGGCAGAAACGUCGAUAAUUGGAAUCGUCGUCUGGCGGAGACCCAGCGUUCCUAGGGUGUCCUCCCAUCAGAGGCAUGAUGGUUCCAAGAGGCAGUCAGCCCCAAGGAAACCCCAGGUUACCGGUUCUACUUCGGCCCAUAGGCCCUCCGCGCCCCAGAACUCUCACGGCGUGCCACCAGGUUUUCCCAACCAGCGCCACCACCAGCACCAAGAGGAGGAUGUAACCGAUGACGAUGUGCCCCCAGGUUUUGGGCCUGGCGUUGUUGCGCGCAGGGAUGAAGACGAUCUCCCCGAAUUUAAUUUUGUUAACCCCGCUGCUAAUGUAACGACGCAUGCCUUCAAGGGCCAACGGCAUGUACCACCGACCUCUGCUCGCCCAGUCGAGCAAAUGAGGGAAUUGGUUCAGAAGUAUGGUAAAAGAUCAUCUGUUGAAUCGCGUCCGUGGGCUGACGACGACGACGACGAUGAUAUACCAGAGUGGAACCCCAUCCAGCAAAGUAGGCAGCCGCCUCCAUUUACACCCACCCCGCAGCAACCACUCCCACCACCACCACCACUGCCGCCCAUGCAGCAGAUCCACCAUGCGUACCAGCAGUACAACCCAAAUGCAAUGCAGCCUCUCCUUCCCCAGGUUGCAAUGCAGUACAGCCUUAGUAGCCAGCAGCAGCUCCCUUUGGUCCAGCAGCAGCUUCAGCCUUCGCAAACAUGGCAGCAGCAGCCUAGUGCCUGGUGGCCGGCGACGGCGCAGCAGGGUGGGCCGGCCGCCGCCGGCUCUGCUGUUCCAGCACCCCAGUAUGGUGGUGUGAUAAUGCCUAAUGGUAGCAGCGCCCAAGCUGGGAAUCUAGGUGGCGCCCCCUGGGGACAGAGAUAGAAACGAAGAUGUAAAAUUUAGCUCUCUUGUUUUCUUUGUAGCUGCCAGCGUCAGUUCUAGUGUUGGUCUCUUUUACCUCUUUUAGCUUACAGAUUCGUGUAAGUAUGUGUACACCCCUCCUGUACCCGAGCAUGUAACUCUAGAUGCCUGUGUGGGUUGUAUUUCGUAAUAAACAUCAUAGGAUCUGUCGCACUGAACCAUUGCUCUCCUUGGACAAGACAUUCUGUAAACGGUUGUUUGGACGCAGAAAAAUUUGGCAAUAAUGUUUGGACGCAGAAAA
Molecule: messenger RNA, 3931 nt
Organism: Aegilops tauschii subsp. strangulata
Lineage: Eukaryota; Viridiplantae; Streptophyta; Magnoliopsida; Poales; Poaceae
Biological process (GO): DNA-templated transcription
Cellular component (GO): nucleus
Source: RefSeq, a predicted model, not a curated record